Wallemia mellicola CBS 633.66 is the source of this 1311-nucleotide messenger RNA. RefSeq lists its product as hypothetical. The record is from RefSeq and is a predicted model, not a curated record. Bases 46 to 1311 code for a protein of 421 amino acids. Gene Ontology annotation, cellular component: Set1C/COMPASS complex. Gene Ontology annotation, molecular function: protein binding; transcription cis-regulatory region binding. NCBI's taxonomy places the organism in Eukaryota, Fungi, Basidiomycota, Wallemiomycetes, Wallemiales, Wallemiaceae. The transcript is spliced from 2 exons.
UUUUGUUAAUAUUAUCUCGAAAUUCUCCCUUUCGUCAUCUCGUCCAUGUCUUCUCAUUUGAUAGCUGGCCAGAAUGAGGGCUUUUAUACGACCGAAAUAUUGCCUAUGUUUAGACUAGGAUUUAGAUACUACGCUUGUGAAUCCUAUCAGCACAAACCAUCAGCGUUUAAGACAAUCCCUUUCAGACAAAACCAAGUCCAGUUUUCUAUGCAAGACAGAUCCCCACAUGUUGAAUUAAGUUUAGAUCAUCGGACAAUUAUCUCAAACUCUGGCUACAGAUCAGCUAGAACUUCAGAACCUAUACGAUCAGGUACAUACUACUAUGAAGUUAAGAUAGACAAAGGAGGUGGUGUUGAUGAAGCCCACGUACGCGUUGGUGUGAGUAGGCGUGAAGCUGAAUCUGGUGCACCUGUCGGAUACGAUGGAUACAGUUACGGAUGGAGAGAUAUCAAUGGUCAUAAAGUACACCUCAGUCGUUCGCAGAAAUACUCUGAUGGCUUCACCACUGGAGAUGUCGUUGGUGUUUUAGUUCAUUUGCCUAUCAAUCAACCAAGAAAGGUGUCGAUAAAUAAAACAAGAAUACCUAUUAAAUACAAGGAACUACUCUGGUUUGAGUUAUCAGAGUACCCGCAUACAAAGGAGAUGGAUUUGCUUAUGGAUUAUGGACACGAGGAUGAGAUACCGAUUGAUAAAGGCAGAUUGGGUAAGAAGUCAGCGAAAGGGAUAAAAAUACCCAGGAUACCUGGCUCGUUUAUUGAAUUCUUCAAAAAUGGUGAACCAGUAGCAAGUGAACCAGCUUAUACUGAUCUAUUAGACUAUCUCCCGAAGAAGAAACAACCAGAGGGAGCCAAGGCAUCCAAGAAGCAAGAUCUAAAGAAAGAUUUAGACUACGACGAUGGUACUUGCGGUUAUUAUCCCAUGGUGAGCUUGUAUAAAGGUGGACAAGCCACACUUAACCCAGGUCCUGAAUUUGCAUAUCCACCAAAUACUAAACACGCAUAUAAGCCACUUUCUGAUAGGUUUGGCGAAUUUUGGGAGGAAAUGCGGUUGUUAGAUGAUGAAGCCUGUGCCGAACUGCCAGAUGUGGCUGACGUACUCAUCCCACAAUCGAUAGCUGAAUUAAGUGGAACUGAUCAGCAAUUCUACGGCACAGGUUCCGUCGAUGGGGCGACGCCAACAGCCCCAAAGCCGGAUGUCUCUAGUCAGCCGCCUGAAGUCCCCAUGCAGGACGUCCAGAUGCAGGAAAAGCAAGAAGAACUACCAGAUCACUCUCAUCAAUUUAUACCAAAUGUAGAUAUACUUAAUGAAUAA